Dipodomys ordii (Ord's kangaroo rat) is the source of this 987-nucleotide messenger RNA. It is a transcript of the gene Bckdhb, whose product is annotated as branched chain keto acid dehydrogenase E1, beta polypeptide. The transcript is spliced from 9 exons. Lineage: Eukaryota; Metazoa; Chordata; Mammalia; Rodentia; Heteromyidae. Bases 11 to 979 code for a protein of 322 amino acids. Gene Ontology annotation, biological process: branched-chain amino acid catabolic process; response to nutrient. Gene Ontology annotation, molecular function: catalytic activity. The record is from RefSeq and is a predicted model, not a curated record.
AACUCAGAAAAUGAAUCUUUUUCAGGCAGUCACGAGCGCCUUGGAUAACUCCCUGGCCACAGAUCCUACUGCAGUAAUAUUUGGUGAAGAUGUUGCCUUUGGUGGAGUCUUUAGAUGUACUGUUGGCUUGCGGGACAAAUAUGGAAAGGAUAGAGUCUUUAACACCCCGCUGUGUGAACAAGGAAUCGUUGGGUUCGGGAUUGGCAUCGCGGUGGCUGGUGCCACUGCCAUUGCGGAGAUCCAGUUUGCAGAUUAUAUUUUCCCUGCUUUUGAUCAGAUCGUGAACGAAGCCGCCAAGUACCGCUACCGCUCGGGGGAUCUCUUCAACUGCGGGCGCCUCACCAUCCGCGCGCCGUGGGGCUGCGUGGGCCACGGCGCGCUCUACCACUCGCAGUGCCCCGAGGCCUUCUUCGCCCACUGUCCCGGAAUCAAGGUGGUCAUACCCAGAAGCCCUUUCCAGGCCAAGGGACUUCUCUUGUCAUGCAUCCAGGACAAAAAUCCUUGUAUAUUUUUUGAACCUAAAAUACUUUACAGAGCAGCAGUGGAACAGGUUCCCGUGGAACCAUACAACAUUCCGCUGUCACAGGCAGAGGUCCUCCAGGAAGGAAGUGAUGUGACUCUCGUGGCCUGGGGCACGCAGGUUCAUGUGAUCCGGGAGGUGGCUUCCAUGGCACGAGAAAAGCUUGGGGUAUCCUGCGAAGUCAUAGAUCUGAGGACCAUAAUACCUUGGGACGUGGACACAGUUUGCAAGUCUGUGGUCAAAACGGGGCGACUCCUUAUCAGUCACGAGGCUCCUCUGACAGGCGGCUUUGCCUCCGAGAUCAGCUCCACCGUCCAGGAAGAAUGUUUCUUGAACUUAGAGGCUCCUAUAUCCAGAGUGUGUGGCUACGACACUCCCUUCCCCCACAUUUUUGAGCCGUUUUACAUCCCUGACAAAUGGAAGUGCUACGAUGCCCUUCGGAAAAUGAUCAACUACUGAGCACACAG